This is a messenger RNA of Pseudophryne corroboree (corroboree frog), 1101 nucleotides long. RefSeq lists its product as uncharacterized. Bases 29 to 694 code for a protein of 221 amino acids. The transcript is spliced from 2 exons. The record is from RefSeq and is a predicted model, not a curated record. Lineage: Eukaryota; Metazoa; Chordata; Amphibia; Anura; Myobatrachidae.
GCUGAUAGCGGCUUUUACAUUCUUCCUGAUGACCAUUGCAGUGCAGGGGGCCUACUGUAUUUACAUCUGGAUGAAACGAAAGUCAAAAAAGACUUCAGAGACCGAUGUAGAAGCGAAUGUGGCCGAGAUAACUGAUAACAUUAACAUCGCAGACCAGAGUGAGAACAUCACGGCCAUCACAGAAGUGAGUGAGGACAUCCCGACCAUCACAGAAGUGAUUGAGAACAUCCCGGCCAUCACAGAAGUGAGUGAGGACAUCCCGACCAUCACAGAAGUGAUUGAGAACAUCCCGGCCAUCACAGAAGUGAUUGAGACCAUCCCGGCCAUCACAGAAGUGAGUGAGGACAUUCUGGCCAUCACAGAAGUGAUUGAGAACAUCCCGGCCAUCACAGAAGUGAUUGAGAACAUCCCGGCCAUCACAGAAGUGAGGGAGGACAUCCCAGACAUUACAGGAGUGAGUGAGGACAUCGUGGCAGGAGAAGAGGAGAUCAAUAAAAAGAGCGCAGAUAAACCAAAAAAGACCGUUUGGUUCAAGGAUGAUGAGGAGAUGCUUAAAAAGGCGAUGCAGGAUGCAAUAUCAAAGCAAAGACAAAGGCCAAAAUAUAGUAUGUUGAGCAGAAGAAAAAUAGAGAAAAACAUGAAGAAGCUGAGGAAAGGGGGCGCUCUUCCAUACUACUGGCACUUUGCACAUUAAAGCCAUGUUAACAUCUGGAAUAUCCUGCUAAUUCAUCCUGAUCCUGUGGCUAAAGUGAGACUCCUCCUUAUCCAUCUUUGACUGUCCUCCUGCUGCCCUGAGGGUGUUGUUGCCAGGCUCUGGAACUCCGUUGUGCCCUCCGGUCCUCCACCCUCAGAUGUACUCACUCAAAUGUACAUGGAUGGAAUAAAUCCAUUCUGUGUUCCGUUCCCUUCACGCUGCCAAACUGUGGGAUGAAUCAUCAAAUUAGUGACUGAGGCCCCUGGAAUGUGCUGUGAUGAGCUGAGCUGUGAUAAUUUCACUAGGUCUACUCUCCGGUCAUGGGCAGUAAUGCCAACGUUUCAUUCUAAAAACAGAUUAGAAGCCGCUAGAACAGUGAGCAGUGCUCGGCUGAGCACGCUACAACA